Pieris napi is the source of this 2667-nucleotide messenger RNA. Its product is annotated as sodium-coupled monocarboxylate transporter 1-like. Lineage: Eukaryota; Metazoa; Arthropoda; Insecta; Lepidoptera; Pieridae. Gene Ontology annotation, molecular function: symporter activity. The transcript is spliced from 14 exons. Gene Ontology annotation, cellular component: membrane. Gene Ontology annotation, biological process: sodium ion transport; transmembrane transport. The record is from RefSeq and is a predicted model, not a curated record. Bases 533 to 2335 code for a protein of 600 amino acids.
GUCUUGUACAUACUUCACAGCGGAUGCGUUAUUCGUAAACAGCUGUUACCGUGUGUGUUGAACAGUGAAACGUGGGACAAAUUUUAUUACCUACGUCAGUUAUUCAUUCAUUUAUGUACUCUCGGUCUGUGCGCAGUGAUAAAUAGCUGCCCACACUCGCGUUUGUUUUACAAAAUGUUGUGAUAAAAAACACAAAUGACAGUGAACGUAUAAUUUGACAUUGACAUUCAUUUUAUGACACGACGGCGCGCGAAUUUUGAGCAAGUUUACAAUAAAAUAUUAUAAUAAAAAUGCCGCGUUGUAAAUAAUGUUAUUUUCAUCUCCGCGUAUCGAACGGUGUCAAUGAUGUAGAGUGAAAGUGGACAUAUUAGCAGUUUUUACGAGUAGUUGUCAUUCUUAAAGCAUAUGGACAGUGGACACUCCUCUUGAUGCCCUUGCUUGCAACAUUGGCAAAAUAUCAUUUUAUCCGAAGAAUUUCCGCAUGCUUCCGCAUUAUUAUAUUUCUAUUUCAGAAGUAUUGUAAAGAAUCAAGAUGCCGUCCUUUACUAUGACCGAAGGUGGUUUUGGUGUUGGUGAUUAUGUGGUUUUCGGGACGCUGUGUAGUAUGUCCUGUGCUGGUGGGAUUUGGUACAGUGCGGUGGGAUCAAGGACGAAGGCGGUACGGGAUCUUAAGGAUUACCUACUGGGUGGGAAGUCGAUGUCGACUUUCCCAGUCGCAAUGUCAUUAAUAGCCAGUUACGUAUCAGGUGUUACUAUUCUCGGUACACCAGCGGAGAUAUACAACUAUGGUACCCAGUAUUGGCUCGUGAUUGUUGGAGUGGCUCUCAGCUGCCUCAUAGUGGCUACCAUGUACCUGCCGGUGUUCUGCACUUUGCGACUUUCGUCUUCAUACGAGUAUCUCCAGCUGCGAUUUAAUCGUCAUGUGCGAGCUGUUGCUUCCUUUUUAUUUUUAUUGGAUGAAGUGCUGUUCCUACCAAUGGUUAUCUAUGUUCCAGCUUUAGCAUUUAAUCAAUUGACGGGUUUCAACGUGUUCGCCGUGGCUGGUGGCAUGGUGCUAAUCUGUGGACUAUAUACAGCAUUGGGUGGACUUAGAGCGGUAGUAUGGACGGACUCCUGGCAGACCGGUGUGAUGUUCAUCGGAGUGUUUCUGGUAGCGAUAGCUGGCACCUUGGCGGUGGGAGGCGUGUCUACUGUCUUCGAUACGGCUGCGGAGUCUGGUCGACUGGAAUUGUCUAAUUGGAGUUUUGUCCCCUACGAACGUCAGACUGGAUGGGGUGCGGUCAUAGGUGGUUUCUUGUACUGGACUUGCUUCAACUCCGUCAAUCAAACCAUGGUUCAGCGAUAUAUCUCUUUGCCCAGUAAGAGGAAAGCUAUUACGGCCUUAGGUAUAUUCUGCAUUGGGGCAAUGCUAGCGAUAUCCUUAUGUGUAUGGUGUGGGUUGGCUGCAUGGACUGCGUGGGUACAAGGCGGCUGCGACCCUCGUGGAGCACCACUCGUUGAUGAUAGACUGCUCCCAGCAUUCGUCACUUAUGUGGCCAAUUUGCAGAAGCUUCCAGGGCUUGCUGGAGUCUUUUUGGCUGGGGUUUUUGGAGCUGGUUUGAGCUCCUUAUCAGCUGUGUUGAAUGCAUGUGCAUUGGUGGUUGUGGAGGACAUAAUGCAUGGUUGGAUGCAAGUCCGACUCCGUCCGAUGGUGGAAGGCAUUCUCGCCAGGUCUGUGACGGGAGUUUUGGCUGUCUCCUCUCUACUCAUGCUUCUUGUCGUUCAAAAACUCGGUGGUGUUCUUGGAGUGGCAACAGCGUUAUCAGCUAUAGCCUCUAGUUCGACGUGUGGUAUUUUCACCUUGGGUAUGGGAUGUUGGUGGGUGGGACCUCGUGGUGCCAUCGCUGGUGGGAUUGCUGGAGCUGUUGUUGCUGGUACAGUAUCAAUGGGCACUCAAGUGGCAGCUGCGUCUGGCUUGAGGUCUCCUCCACUUAACUUCACCUCUGAAUGUGUCAAGAAUGCGAGCUUUGUGUUCGAACAUAGUACAAUCGAUCCGGAAUCACUGUUCCCCCUUUUCCGUCUUUCCUACCAUUGGAUUGCCCCUCUAGGUCUCCUCGCGACUAUUUUAGUCGGGGCCAUAGUGGGAUGGUUCUUUGACGAGAGGGAUGAUAGCAAAAUGGAUGCUGAACUAUACUUCCCUCUGAUAUGGAGGUGGCUGCCCACGGAGGCCAUUGAGAGGGCAGGGGAGAUUAGGCGAAUUAUUGCAACUAAGGAGGUGGACACGCCGGCCCCGUCGGCCCCUUUAAUAUUGGGCACGAUUACUGAUAAGGUCCCAAAGGCUGAGACGAGUAGGUGAAGAUGUAAUGUAAGGUGAUACAAAAUCUGCCAAGAGCAGAAUAUUCUGUAAAGUAUUGUUAAUGUUGUUUAAUUUAAUGAUAAAGAUUAAGAAUUUUUAUAUUACGUUACGAGAAUUGCUAUUAAGAUUUUACUAGGCGCAUAAAAUUUAUAAAUUGUCUGAUUGUUAUGAUAAACUCAUACUUUUUAGAUUUUUUUUUAGAUGAUUGAAAUAGUAAAGAAAUAGAUAGAUUGUGAUAUAUAUAUGUGAAUCAGACUGAUUUUUUUAUGAUACAGUCAAAACCGUUUACGACGACAUCGUUUAGAACAACAUACCGGUUAUAUUGACCAAAA